AUGUCACCACCACUCCCGAACGAUGUUAUUCAACACGUGUUAGCUAACUUUCCUAUCAAGCAGAUUUAUUUAUUACGAGGCGUAAAUCGAGAUUGGUAUUCUAUACAUGAACAUGCCAUUAAACAACGACUUUCUUUUACGGAUUCUAAAGUUUUAGUUAGACUUGGCCCUUCUUCAAAAGCUAAAGAUCCCAAGUUUUCUAUCGCACUUGAAUGUGUCGCUUUCGAUCCUGAAACUAGAAUUUUUACCUUCAAACCUAUAGCUAAUUCAAAACCAAUUUAUUGUAAUCCACGUCAUUUACGUCAAGUUAAAAUUUUAUCUCGUGAAUGGAUAGGUGUUGAUGCAAAAAGACAUAAUGGUAUAGAUAUUUCAUCGAAUUCUACUUCAAAAGAUGUGAAUUUAGAUGCAAUGCGUAGAUAUGCAAAUUUUACAUUUCAUCGAGAAUACGUUGAAGCUGUUCAAAAAUAUUAUUAUUUAGAAGAAACGCCCAGCGCUGGUGAAGAAAUUUCUACUUAUAUAGGAGAUAUUGACAUGAUUUUAAAAUGUCAUCUUAAAGAUUCAGUUGUUUUAUCCUUAGAAGACAUUCCUGAUAUAGAAUAUUUCGAUCAGCCAUCUCAUAUUUCUUCUUUUAAUGUUGAUUUCUUACAAGUUCAUACUUCUUGGCUUAUUGGUGGAACUACUACUAAAAUCCUUCCAACUGAUUUCCAUUCUAAAAUUUAUCAUUCUCGAUAUACACUUCUUAAUCAUAUUACUUUACAAAAAGAUAUCCAAAAAUACAACCUUUAUUCUCCAAAAGUUAUAAGAUGGAUACUCUCAGAUUACAUGGUAGAUGACCAGCAGACUGUUCAACUCUGUCAACAUCUUAAUAAAACCAAUGGUGAUUUUACAAUUGUUGAUAAAUUUCAAUGGGAGUUAGAAAAAAAGAAUAUAAAACAGCAAAUUAUGUGGAAAUAUUCUUUUGUAGCAAGAUUUUUUUGUGACCCUCAAAAUUCACCAGAAAAUUUUGAACAAACAUUGGAUAGACUUGUUCGUUCUGAAGAUGAUGAAAAAGCAGAAGGGCAAUCUAAGACUCAUAAAUUUACAGCCAUUUCUUGGCAAAAUGGAUGGAUUUCUUAG
This is a messenger RNA of Racocetra fulgida, 1116 nucleotides long. The record is from the annotation of a GenBank genome assembly. Lineage: Eukaryota; Fungi; Glomeromycota; Glomeromycetes; Diversisporales; Gigasporaceae.